GCCUGAGUUGAGGUAGGAGGUUACAGGCUUACCUGUGGCCAGUUUGAACCAUACCGACCAGAGGAGAGGAGGGGUGCCAGUUUAGGGUGGUGUGUGUGUGUUCUCGUCCCUGCUGGUCGGGGUACGAGUAGGGAGCUGGUCUCCCUCACCGGAUGGUUCCAGAGGACUGACCCCAUUUCACACUGUACGCUAGACAAAGAAAAUGAGUAAAAUGCAGGUGGUGGAGGGUUCUGGGGUUGUUCAGAGGUUGGAGGAGGUCGUGGAGUUUGAGAGGGAGGGGUACGUGAAGGAGUUCACUCGCCAUUCCAAUGAUGUGCUCCUGAACCUCAACGAGCUGCGUCGUCGUGGAAUCCUGACCGACGCCACGCUGUUCGUGGGCAGCGCCAGGUUGCAAGCCCACUGCGCCGUCCUCAUCGCCUGCAGUGGGUUUUUCUAUUCCUUGUUUUCCCGCCGGGGGCCCGGUGCCUGCGGUGUGGAGCGUGGGGUGACCCUGUCUCUUCCGGAGGAGUUGGAUGCGGGGAGCGUGUCUUUGCUGCUGGACUUCAUGUACACGUCUCGCCUCCCCCUCACGCCCCACACCGUUACCGGGGUGCUCGCCGCGGCAACCUACCUGCAAAUGGAGCAUGUAGCAGACACCUGCAGGGCCUUCAUGCAACAAAGCGAGAGGACCUGCGUCCCCUCUCCUCUGAUGGAGCUGGCCUCCAGACACUCUCCGACUCCCCCUGUUGGAAACUUUCAUAACUCCCUGAUGAGUGGCAGCUCUCCGCCUGCCCAGCUUUGCGAUUCCACCAGACCACCUGCUGAGGCUGAGGACCAGAGCCGUUCCAGAGCCAGGAUUCCAGGGGAGGGCUGGGCCCCAUCAGAGCCAGGGGAAUGCCUAAAGCCUGUGUCCAGGCCCAGGAGUCUGAAAGCGGAAGAGUUGUCCCCACCGGGCCCCUCCACUCCAUCCCCAGGAAGCCCUUCCCAGUCCAGCUGCCAGCCCAACUCGCCCGCUGAAUCCAACACCUGCAGUCUUACUUCAUCACUAAUGAUGAAUCACACUGAGGUCAAACCUAUGCCAGAUCCUAAGGCCUGUAACUGGAAAAAAUACAAAUACAUUGUCCUGAAUCCUCUGUGUGCCACACCCAUCAAAGAGGAGGAGCCAGGGGAGAGGCAACAAGAAUGUGGCUCCUCCCUGUCCAGCACUGAUAGGACAGUCAUUGCUCCCAAGCCAUCCCCUGAGACAUAUUCAAUGGAGAAUCCAAGACAGGACCAGGGUCUUGUCUGCCCAAAAAUCUCCUUUGGCCCCCAAUGUGAACCUGUGCCCCACUCCACAGACACUAUCAUGGAACCUCUGACAAGCCCCGACCGAGAAAAUGGAGCUCCUUAUAUGCUUUAUCAGCGCCCAAACAAUCCAGUAAAGUUUGAGAACCAGUGUUCCUAUAUCUGUUACCCUGGAAACCAAAGCAACGCUAAGACUGUAUGCAAUGGAGACAAGCCAUAUCGCUGUAACGUGUGUGGUGCGCAGUUCAACCGACCUGCUAACCUGAAGACCCAUUCCCGCAUUCACUCGGGAGAAAAACCCUACCGCUGUGACACGUGUGGAGCUAGAUUUGUUCAGGUAGCUCAUCUGCGGGCCCACGUCCUGAUCCACACAGGGGAGAAACCGUACCCGUGUCACACCUGUGGCACACGUUUCCGUCACCUGCAGACACUCAAGAGUCACCUGCGUAUUCACACUGGAGAGAAACCGUACAGCUGUGAGAAGUGUGAUCUGCACUUUCGUCACAAGAGUCAGCUGAGACUGCACCUGAGGCAGAAACACGGCGCCGUAACCAACACCAAGAUCCGCUACAAGGUUCUGACCGACCCAUACCAACCUGGACCCCCUGUCCUGCAGGCCUGUUAAAAAAAACUGACAUCCCCCCUGCCACCCUUCAAAAGAAAAAAAAAGGUCAUAGUGUUACAGUGAUGAGAAUAAGACUAAAAUAUAUGAAAAAUGAAAAGAAAAAGAUCAGGAGAAUCAGAGAUGCCAGCAAACAGAUAGGCAUCAAAGUCCAGAGGGAACUGACAGGCUCUUCAGGAGUGUAACUGAGCCACACUACAUUUUACACAUGCUGACAGUCACUUGCUUUUUUAUUUUUGUCUUUUCCCCUUGAGUUAUAAAGAAGUCUGAAAGCAUAAGAUGCUUUUUUCAGAAGAAGCCACUUGAUCCAACAGUGACCCAAGGAGCCUGUUUGGUUUUCUUAUUUAUUUAUUUUAUUUUUUUUAUUUGCCUGGACUUUAAGCAUGAAACGAGACAGAUGGAAUGUGUAGGUGUGUGUUAGGAGUUUAGAUAAAGGAACUGAUGUGGAACACACGGUGGGUUUAAGAAGAGAUAGUACUCUAUAAAGAGACUGUGAGGGAAUCUUUAACAGAUCAUUUGAGGGGAAAUGAAAUGUUUAGAAAGGACAAGUAAGUGUACUGGGAUUGAAAAAAAAGAGAGGAAAAAAGAACGUUUAUUUGUAGGAUUUACUUAAAUACCCAAGUGUUUGUCCCUAUUCAUGCUCUGGGACCUGUUCCUCACUAUUCUGCAUUACAAAUCCUUGGAUGCAGUCCACAAAAAAUAUACUCAAGCUUAGCAGUUCAAGUCAAACAUUUCCUCAUAGGUUUGUGUGUCUGAGUGUGUGUGUGUGUGUGUGUGAGACUCUGUGUGUGUGAGAGAGAGAAACUGUAAUU
Messenger RNA from Chanos chanos (milkfish), 2697 nucleotides. RefSeq names its product BCL6B transcription repressor (gene bcl6b). The transcript has 12 exons. Bases 203 to 1888 code for a protein of 561 amino acids. The record is from RefSeq and is a predicted model, not a curated record. Gene Ontology annotation, biological process: regulation of transcription by RNA polymerase II. NCBI's taxonomy places the organism in Eukaryota, Metazoa, Chordata, Actinopteri, Gonorynchiformes, Chanidae. Gene Ontology annotation, cellular component: nucleus. Gene Ontology annotation, molecular function: protein binding; DNA-binding transcription factor activity, RNA polymerase II-specific.